AUGGCUUUCAAACUCUCUGCAGGUGUGAUUGGCGGUGCUAAACAGAUGAUGGCUCUUGGCCGUCGCGGCGCAUUUGCCCAACAGCAGCUCAGAAUGGCGUCCACUAAGACGAUGACCGUUAGAGAUGCGCUUAACAGUGCCAUGGCUGAAGAAAUGGACCGUGACGACGAUGUCUUCAUCAUUGGUGAGGAAGUCGCCCAGUACAACGGCGCGUACAAAGUGACCAAGGGUUUGUUGGAUCGUUUUGGCGAGCGUCGUGUGGUUGACACUCCAAUUACAGAGAUGGGAUUCACUGGUUUGUCGGUCGGUGCCGCGCUUAAGGGCCUGAAACCCAUUGUGGAAUUCAUGUCUUUCAACUUCUCCAUGCAAGCAAUUGAUCAAGUCGUCAACUCUGCUGCUAAAACUUAUUACAUGUCUGGAGGCACCCAAAAGUGUCAAAUUGUUUUCAGAGGCCCUAACGGUGCUGCUUAUGGUGUUGGCGCUCAACACUCCCAAGAUUUCUCUGCUUGGUACGGUUCUAUUCCAGGUCUAAAGGUCCUUGUUCCUUACUCUGCGGAAGACGCUCGUGGUUUGUUGAAAGCCGCCAUCAGAGACCCUAACCCAGUUGUGUUCUUGGAAAACGAGUUGUUGUAUGGUGAAUCUUUUGAAAUGUCUGAAGAAUCGCUGUCGACUGACUUUACUCUACCAUACACCGCUAAGGUCGAGAGAGAAGGUACUGACAUUUCGAUUGUUACCUACACCAGAAAUGUGCAACUAUCGCUCGAGGCUGCUGAGGCGUUGGAAAAGCAACAUGGCGUUUCCGUUGAAGUUAUCAACUUACGUUCCAUUAGACCUAUGGACGUGAAUGCUAUCAUCAAGUCGGUCAAAAAGACCAACCAUUUGAUUACCGUUGAAUCUACUUUCCCUAACUUCAGUGUAGGUUCCGAGAUUGUGGCUCAGGUCAUGGAAUCUGAAGCCUUUGACUACUUAGAUGCCCCUGUGCAAAGAGUCACUGGUGCCGAUGUACCAACUCCUUAUGCCAAGGAAUUGGAGGACUUCGCCUUCCCAGACCCGGAUGUUAUUGCUAACGCGGUUAAGAAGGUUUUGUCUAUUGAGUAA
Molecule: messenger RNA, 1098 nt
Organism: Lachancea nothofagi CBS 11611
Lineage: Eukaryota; Fungi; Ascomycota; Saccharomycetes; Saccharomycetales; Saccharomycetaceae
Source: the annotation of a GenBank genome assembly